AUGGAGGAAGACGCCAGCAUGCUCAAGGACAAGCGCCAGAGGAAGAAGCUCCAGAACAGGGUGGCGCAGCGGAGCUACCGCAACCGCAUCAAGCAGCGGGUGGAAGAUCUCGAGCGCGAGGUGCAGCAUUACCGAAGCCAGCGGGAGGGCGAGGGCGAGGGUGAGGGCGUUGGUCGGCCAGACAAGAACCCCUUUCAUGUUGGCAGCAGCAGCGUCGACGAUGGGCCUGGAGGCAUGGGGGGAGGAGGAGGGGGAGGAGGAGGAGGAGGAUCAGGAGGCGCAGGAGGACCAGCAGCAGCACCAUCAGCAAGCGGGCCCCCCGACCACGAGAUGGAUGCCACGACGGGCGCUCUAGGCCACGACAACGACGGCGACCUCGUGGACGAGAACGCCCUCUUUGACAUGCACCUCGCCACGCAGGGCAUGGAGCCACAGUUCCACAGCAAGGCGCCGCCGCCGCCCAACAUGGCGUUUCCCACAGCGACGGGUCUCCUCCCGUCCGGGUCCGGGCCCGUGUCCGUGUCCGGGUCCGGUGCCGGCUUCCGUCUGCCCAUGGACUAUCACUGGGGCCACGGCCCCCCCAUGAGCCGCUACAGCAACGAACCGCCACAAGGAAUCUACGUUCCCCAGCGCUCUCCACCACAGCCGAACGGCACUGGGUCGUCGAUCGAAUCGAUGAGCGAGCCGCCGGGUCCGGCAAACAAGACCAUGGGGCGAGGAGCGCCGCCGCCACCGCCAGGACAAGGGCCGCACGGACGGAUCGAGGACCGGAUCGAGCACGUGCGGCAGUGCGCGGUGGAGGCCGGGUUCGAGAGCCUGGACGAUGUGGCCGGGCAGUACUACACGGGGGACUUCAGCCACGACACGUCCAUCUCGCGACAGCAGCGCCAGAGCCGGCAAAAGGGCCUGCCACAGCUGCUGGCAACGCUGCGACGAGACGCGGAGACAUGGAGCCAGUGGGAGGCACACGGGUACCACAGAGAGACGAUCCAGUCAGCGGGCAGCAUCGCGCGCGAGGAGCUCGAGGACUGGGACCCGACGUCGUCCGAGGUCUACCUGGACGCGCUGCGGCGACUGGAGAAGGCGACGGUGGACGACAGCCCCGGGGCGGCGGACAAGAGUGGCCUGCACCGGGCGUUUGGGCAUCUGAUGCAGCUGCUCCAGGACGCGGCGCCGAGGAUGUGGGCGCUGACCGAGUCGCUCGUGGGGAGCGUGGAUGAGCUGACGCACACGCAGCGGAGCUACGCCUCGCUGUCCAUUAUGAUCAUUCUCUCGUCGUGCCGGCGGCGGGAUCACGUCAGCGAGGAGAUGAAGCUGGCGGCCGCCUGUCUCAGCAUUAUGGGGAGCGUGUGA
Molecule: messenger RNA, 1353 nt
Organism: Emericellopsis atlantica
Lineage: Eukaryota; Fungi; Ascomycota; Sordariomycetes; Hypocreales; Bionectriaceae
Exons: 3
Coding region: 1-1353 (450 amino acids)
Biological process (GO): regulation of DNA-templated transcription
Molecular function (GO): DNA-binding transcription factor activity
Source: RefSeq, a predicted model, not a curated record